Syzygium oleosum is the source of this 767-nucleotide messenger RNA. RefSeq names its product cysteine proteinase inhibitor A-like. Bases 230 to 535 code for a protein of 101 amino acids. Gene Ontology annotation, molecular function: cysteine-type endopeptidase inhibitor activity. NCBI's taxonomy places the organism in Eukaryota, Viridiplantae, Streptophyta, Magnoliopsida, Myrtales, Myrtaceae. The record is from RefSeq and is a predicted model, not a curated record. The transcript is spliced from 3 exons.
CACUCGUCACAGCCCAAGCCAAUGUCCGUGACCAAAUGACUUAGGCGCGAAGGCUCCUUCCUUGACAGAGGCCCCGGCGGUGACGGUAAUAUAACCAUCGCCUCGCCUAUAAGAAAGCGGCCAAGAAGUAGAGUCUCUUCACAUCUCGCAGUCGCAGCUACCGAGAAAUUCUCAAUCGUCGCCUGCAAAUCCGAGGCAGAAAGAGGUGAAGAAAAGAGAGGAAGGGAUAAUGAAGAGGGUCGGUGAUAUCCGUCAAGUUGCUGGAAACCAGAACAGCGUCGAGAUCGACGGCCUCGCUCGCUUCGCCGUCGAUGAGCAAAACAAGAAGCAGAAUGGUCUUCUGGAGCUUAGGAAAGUGGUGAAUGUGAAGCAGCAGGUGGUUUCGGGUACCAUGUAUUACAUUACCUUGGAGGCGGCUCAUGGUGGCGUCAAGAAAGUGUAUGAUGCUAAGAUCUGGGUGAAGCCAUGGAUGAAUUUCAAGUCGUUGCAAGAGUUCAAGCUCGUCGGCGAUGCUCCUGCUGAGGCUAGUGCUUAGUUUCGGGGUUCGCAAAGGAAUUUGCGUAGGCCUUCUGUGCUCAAAGCAAGGGCGAAGUGAACAUUGAAGACGAGCAAAUGAAGUUUCUUGUCAGAACAAAGAAAAACUAAACUUUGAUCUAUAAUAUAUACAUGCUGUAAAAGUUAGCCCGUUAUAUCCGUAGUGUCCAGCAAAUCAACGUUCUCUAUUGUUGGCUUUACAAUCAGAUGAAUAAAUCUUUAUAAAUGUACCA